UAGGUAUCGAAACGUUUCUACAAACGAGAACUGUCAAGCGAAAACGCAACUCGAAGCGUUUUUCUAACCAUACUCCCGAACACAAUUCGCUGUAUUUAGCGAGCAAGACAUUCCUUACUGUGUCUCUGUCACCUAGCUGGAACUAUGGCAAAAUGGGGCGAAGGUGAUCCACGCUGGAUUGUGGAAGAGAGGCCUGAUGCCACCAAUGUUAAUAAUUGGCACUGGACGGAGAAGAAUGCUUGUGCAUGGUCACAAGAAAAACUAAAGGAAUUAUUGGUAAAUUUAAAAAUUGAAGGAGAUGGAAUAUCAUGUAAAAUAGAAGAAAUGGAAAAAUGCGAAGGUGAAGCGGUAGCAAAUAAUAGAAAAGGCAAACUUAUUUUCUUUUACGAAUGGAAUAUCGUGCUUAAAUGGACAUCAAACGAUAAAUCAAGUAAAAAAAUUGAGGGAAAGAUUAAUAUCCCUAAUCUUUCUGAAGAGAAUGACAUCAGUGAAGUAGAUAUUGAAGUUACAUUGAAAGAUAGUACGGAUGAAGGGGAGAAUGUAAAACAAUUUUUGCAUACAAAGGGAAAGGAUAUACUGAGAGAAAAAUUGAUAAAAUAUGUAUCUUGCCUAAAGGAAGAAUUUACGAAAGGAAUGAUACUUCCUAAGAAGGACAACGUAAAGGAAAAUAUUUCGAAUAUAACAUCCGGUUUCAAUAUUAAGAUGCAAAUGAAUGCUACAGUAGCACCAACGAAUAAUAAAGCAGCAGAAUGUAAGAUCUCAACCACUACCAUUAAGCAGCAGAUAAAGUUCCAAUGCAGAGCAGAAGAAUUUUACAACGUUUUCUCCUCAACUGAGAUGGUACAAGCCUUUACGAAAAAUCCGGUAAAAUUGGAAGCGAAGAAAAAUGGUCAGUUCGAGCUGUUUGGCGGCAAUAUUCACGGUGAAUUCGUGGAGAUUGCGCCAACAAAGAUCGUUCAGAAAUGGCGUUGUAAACAGUGGCCAUCUGGACACUUUAGCGACGUAACGAUCGAUAUCAACGAGAAGAACGACCAUACCGAGGUCAAUUUAACGCAAACUGGUGUCCCACUUAGCGAGGAGGCCUCCACGAAGGAGAAUUGGGACAGGUAUUACUGGGACCCCAUAAAGCGCACAUUCGGCUUCGGAUACUUCAUGACUUUCCCUUCGCCUUUCGCAUGGAAGGACAGGACCAAUGUCCUCGCAACGGCUAGGCGGGAGCGGCAUGAAUGGGCAGAUCCAGAGAGCGGCAAGAGUGCGCGCGCCUUCGAAAAUCAAAAUCAAUCGCGCCACACGAUACCUACCUGUCCACUUAACGGAGAACACCACGAGCAGUGUGACGAGGCGAGCAUGCCAUGCGCACUUAACGGAGAGGUAAUCGCGUUGCACACCUGGCGCAACAUGCAUCCUUCCACGCCCUUGCCGCAGCAGCAACAGCAACAACAGCAGCAGCAGCAGCAGCAGCAGCAGCAGCAGCUCGACCGGCAUAUCGAACUGGCCGCAUUCAAUGAGGAAUCUAUCGCAGUUAUGGCAGUUAUCGACGAGAGCACGACGACGACGGAGGCGGUGGACGACGAAGAGGAGGAGGAGGAGGAGGGGGACGAAGAAGAAGACGAGGAAGACGAAGCGGCGACGGAAAAGGGAAGCAUUCGCGACGGUAGCGGCGAGGUACGCACCGAGUCCCGGUGUCCGCCGGCAAGCGAGACCAGAAGCAGAAAGAAAAAGACAGAGAAAGAGAGAGAGAGAGAGAGAGACAGGGAGAGGGUGAGAAAUAGCCCGUCAGACAUGAACGUUACUUUGAUGCUGGAUCAACUCGGCAAUGACAGCUCUAACAGCACCAACGGUCUCGACUGCGGCGGUGAGCCCCAUCAGUACGCCAUAUGGGAACGUGUGUUGAUAGUGGUGAUCGCCAUCCUCCUCAGUUUCAUGACGGUCGCCGGCAACAUAAUGGUCAUGAUAUCAUUCAAGAUCGAUAAGCAGCUGCAGACGAUCUCCAACUACUUCCUCUUCAGCCUGGCGGUGGCCGACUUCGCGAUCGGCCUAAUCUCCAUGCCUCUGUUCACGCUGUACACGGUACUCGGCUACUGGCCGCUCGGGCCCCACGUGUGCGACACGUGGCUCGCCCUCGACUAUCUCGCGAGCAACGCGUCGGUUCUCAAUCUGCUCAUCAUCAGCUUCGACAGAUACUUCUCCGUCACGCGGCCGCUCACCUACCGGGCCAGAAGGACCACUGUCAAAGCUGCCAUUAUGAUCGCAUCCGCCUGGGGUAUAUCGCUGCUUCUUUGGCCGCCCUGGAUCUACGCGUGGCCGUACAUCGAGGGCCAAAGGACCGUGCCGAAGACCGCGUGCUACAUCCAGUUCAUCGAGACGAACCACUACAUCACCUUCGGCACGGCCAUCGCCGCGUUCUAUGUUCCUGUCAUGAUAAUGAUAAUCUUGUACUGGCGUAUCUGGAAGGAGACGAAGAAACGGCAGAAGGAUCUACCGAAUUUACAGGCCGGCAAGCAAGACGCGAGCAAGCGCAGCAACUCGAGCGACGAGGCUUUAGAUAUGGAAGAUUGUAGAAGACAGCGAAGCGAGUCGAGCACCGGCGACGACGUCUCGCACGCCACGCACAUCGCAGUUUCCUACAUUGAUAAGCACUAUCCGCAAUACAAAAGCCACAGGCCGUUCUCCUGGACCUGGCUGAAGAUGUGGUGCAUCGCGUGGUGGCAUAGCGGACGCGACGACGAGGACGACGACGAGGAGAUCGCGGGGCCAGAGAGCAGCCGCACCGGAGUUACGGGCUACGAGGAGACACUCACACCGUUGUCGGCCGAGACGCCACUUCCCAGCACGGUAUCGCGGUGUCCCUCCCUCAGCGCGAUACAGGCCACGGGACUCGCCCUGGACAAAGCCGCGGCGCAGCACGAGUACAAAAGACCGAUGCGAUCGGUCGAUCACAAGACUAUCUCCAGCGAUUCCGUUUAUACGAUUCUGAUCAAAUUGCCGAGCAACGGCGGCAAGUACAGCGAGGGGGCGAGCAUAAAGAUGAUCCACGACGAGCCCGUGUCGAUGCAGCUCCACAGCAUGAUAGAAGACAGCGAGGACGACGGCGGCAGUAGCAGCAUAGGCGGCGGCGGCGGCGGCGGCGGCGGCGGCGGCGGCGGCAGCAGCAUCGGCGGCAGUAGCGCCGGCAAGGUCUAUCGUCUCGGCGUCGGCCCCGGCAGCAGCGGCGGGCCGAGCCCGUCCGCGGUGAUAAGACGGCCGUCGCAAAUGCCGGACAUCCGGAUACCGUUGAACGCGAAGAACAUACCGAAGACGCUGACGGCGGGCAAGGGCAUACUGAACAAGCAGCCGAACAAGAAGAAGAAGAAGAUACAGGAGAAGAAGGCCGACCGGAAGGCCGCGAAGACGCUCUCGGCGAUCCUGCUGGCGUUCAUCAUCACGUGGACCCCGUACAACAUCCUGGUGCUCCUCAAGUCCAUCACCGCCUGCUCGUGGUACAUACCGCAGGAGCUGUGGGACUUUUUUUAUUACCUUUGCUACAUCAACAGUACUGUGAAUCCGAUGUGCUACGCGCUGUGCAACGCGACCUUCCGCAGAACCUACGUGAGGAUUCUCAAGUGUAAGUGGCACAGCAGGAACCGCGGCGGCGCGGUCGACCGGGGAUGAUAUCAGUAACCGGCGAUGCGUGCCCACGAUCUUUUCGCAUCGGCCCUACCCCAUCUCGAUUGCACUCCCGAUAUCCGCGGCUCUCGCAGAAUUGGGAGUCAACGACCGCGCUCGCGCCACACACGCGCACAGAUACGUACACUCACACACGUAUACACCGAAGCAACGCUGCAUUCUUAUUACUUUUAUUACUAUUAUCAUUAUUAUUGCUAUGUCGUCGUUCAUUUUUCCUCCUUUUCACGCGUUUCUCGGAGCGCACGAAGAAACGGAAGCGAGGAGACCGGCGACUGCCGCGAACGGGUUCGGCGAACGCGAGCGCCGAACCGCCCUGUUCCUAUCGAUAUAUCGUUCAUCGUAUGAGCAUCCGAUUAUUCGGGCCGCGCGUCCUUUCCGGUCCUGAUCGCUGGACCGCGCGCGACGACAGCAACAAAUAUCCGAUCGGCCGCUCGUGCCUUUGCUACGCGAAAGAAAAAAAAGAAAAAAAAAGGACACCGGGUGCGUCUCUCUUGAGUGGUUUUCGAAUUACCAAGAUGAGAGAUUAACCCCUUGACGACCGCGUCGUUUCUGCGCCGAGCGAUCAGGCGCGUUUUUCAAUAAAGCUUAAUUAAUCGUUGGUAAUUAGUUGGUAAUUUGGUUAUUCGUCGACGUCGGAGUUUAACGCUCUCUCUCUAAUACAAUUCUAUUACUUUGUAAUUAUAUUGGUGUCCGUUAAAACGUAGAAAAAAAGUGACUAAUGUAUCCUUGUCGGGGGGUUAACGAUACGACACUCAGCGGCGCGAACGAAUCCCUUGCUAUGUGUAAGUGUAGAGAAACAGUUUGUUUGUUGUCCGUAACAUUUCCAGGCAAUUUCACACUGGCGGGACCGAUAUCGAUUGUCUAUAUCGAGGCGCGUGAAUUUUUAAUGCGACAGUGGUUCUUCACCUUUUUUGGGUCGCGGACCUCUUCGAAAACCCGAAGGUUCUCAGCUCGAGUGAGACAUUAUUAUCGGGAUUCUCUCCGUUUUGGAUAUGUAAUAUGGGCAUAAUUGACAUCGCGUCGUGAAUAUCCAAUGACAGAUAUCGUCUAGGAGCUAUAUCGGUUACCAUGACUGACGGAAAAUCGGAAAAUCGCGCGACAACCGGAGCGUGAAGGAACACGGGUCCGUUCGCGUCGCGGACGAGAAAGGCGCGGGCCGGCCGUCGAGACGCCACUAGUCAAGACGCGCGCAGCUCCGGUCUCCGAGUUUCGCGAGAGGUAACGCGACGUGGAUACUGCCAUGAAUAUAACGUUCAUUAAUAUCUCUCCGAGUCGCGCAAACUGCGAUUCGCGCGCCUUCGGAAUUGUAUUACGCGUUUCCCCGCUGUGAUCGCCGUCGCGUCGAGAGCGCCGCGCGCUGCAAACCAGAAGCGCUUCCCUCCCCGAGAUAGAGAGACGGGAAGGAAGCGACGACGGCGGCGGCGAGGUGCAGCGGGGGAUAAUAGACGAAGAAAAAAAAGCUAUGCCGCACAAGAACCUACUUAAGUAAAGAAAAAAAAAAAGAGAAAAAAAAAGAAAAAAAAAAGAUUUUGAAAAGAUUAACGAUAAUCUCUGUGCGUCGCGCGGGUUUCGCGCGACGGGCGAUGUAAACACUCGAUGUAAAUUUUACGACGUAGCGAAGUGUAAAACUGUAAAUGAAUGUGUUUAAAUGUAAUAAUGCUGGGUGGGGAGUUUGAGGAGGGAGGAAGGGAGGGAUUCGAUGAUGUGGCCAAGCGGAGUGCGGGAGGAUAAUUAGCGAUUAGGAAAAGCGAGAGAGAAAGAGAGAGAGAGAGAGAGAGAGAGAGAGAGAGAGAGAGAGAGAGAGAGAGAGAGAGAGAGAGAGAGAGAGAGAGAGAGAGAGAGAGAGAGAGAGAAAAGAGAGAGAGAGAGAAAGAGAGAAGGAUUAACGCUAAAUCGAAUUCUUCCGUGAAACUAAAAUAACAUUCUAAUUAUAUGUGCCAAACGAAGCUUUAAAAGAUUAUACCAAGAUUAUACGGCGACAGAGAAGGAGAGAGGCGAAGGAGGUGCGUCACAGGGGAGAGGAACGUCGUAGCGCACUUUCGAGGCUAUUUGAGAAAACGAUAUUGAAGAAAUAUAUAUAGUUAAUAUAAAAAGAAAAUGAGAAAUAAAAUAAAACAGAUAAAAUAAAAGCACUGUGUCGAGCGAUACACGACUUUUAGCGAUCGAGGUCUCGUAAAAGUAAUCAAAGUCAAUCGUACGCGCGCCGACAUGCCUAUAGUGACCUCAAGACUGCGAACUCUUUCAUUUUCUCUUUCAUUAACUUCACCGAAUUAAGUCUCCCACCGCCGUACGGUAGAAAGGGAUACGAUUGUUCAUGUAGAUCUCUCUACUUCGUUACUCUUGUACAAUUUAUUUUUUAUAGACCGUACAUGUUCCCGUAAGUGUUAGUUGGAAUUAAUCGCACAGUUCAAACUGAUCUACAACCCCCCCCCCACACCCCUCCGCCGUUUUCUAUUUUUAAAACUACAUUUUGACAUCCCGAGAAGAGUGUGAAAAUAUUCUAUCGUCUCUACUUUCGCGUAAUUAUUGUACAAUUCACUAAUUGGUACACACAAAGCGAAGAAACAUAAAUCGCUGCCCGAGCGUGGCGGCGACGUUCCUAUGCACGCGUCGGCACGCGUGCGCUUGUACCUUGUACAAAAUACCCACGCACACUGAAACACGCACUCUCGCGCGAUCAACAUACACAUAUACACGGUGCAGUGUCGCGACGAGUACUCGUGGGGAUACAUCUGCGGGAUGUGUAUCGUCGAAAAUCACUCGCUCGCUCCUCGUGAAAUCGUGCACGGCGAAAUUCGCGGAGACGGGAGACCGGUGCGACCUUUUCUUUUUCCGCACACCCUGUACAUGUAAAUCGACGAGGGAAACUCGGCGGCGGUAAACGUUGAUCACGAAUGAACCUGGGUACAUCGUCGGGUGGACACGACGAUCGUUACGUAUCGGCAGCGUAAUUAACGAGUACAAUUAGACGGACGUAUAUGAUUUCGAUCCAUUAUUCGGGGUACUUUUGAUACGGGGAUUUGCGCUGACCGGGGGAUUUGGCGGCCGUUACGCGAGCAAUUACACUGAUUAGAUCGCGGUAUCCGUUUUCCAGCGAUAUUGCGAAGAAUCAUAAUUGUCGAUGUAUCAUAAUGUUUUUCAAUGAUAACAGACUUCAAAAUAUUUUCCCUCCCUUGUGGAAGAACUUGUGUGUGUUAAAGAAUUUAAAAAAAAAAAAAGGCUUCUGAUAAUAAUUAAGAUAUUAUAAAUAAUUUAUUAUUAUAAGAAUAGAUAUUAUAAAUAAAAUUAUUGUUUGUUAAUGUAAGUCUUUAGUGAAAAGCAAUCUCACGCAUAAGGAAAGAAAAAAAAAAAAACGUACAAUUCAGUCUAAUUUCUCGCGUCUUUCGGCACUUUUUGAGCGCGGUCACGCCGCCAACAUACACGACGGAAAAGGAAUAGCGCGUAGGGCUCGGUGAUAUUUUUUUACCUUCAUAGUCGAUCUCGCGCGAUUCAAUCUUGUGUGGCGUAAAUUUUAGCGAGUCGCGUCGAACGCAAGGCGCGACGGUGCGUAUGAGUGCUACGAGACGUAAGAAUACGACGACACUCGGCGGUUUCGUUGUAUUUUUUCAUAGCGCGAAAGCGACGCCGAGAUGCGCAAACGUCUCGCGAAAGAUUCCGUUAGGCUUACAUAGCGCAUUUGUCGAAUUCGCGAUUCCGAGAGCGAAAGCACCGAAACGGGUAAAACUCGAAGGGAAUUAUUGCGACAACGCUUGACGCAACUAACGUUUUUAAGACUUCGAUAUUUUCACGCAACUGGCAUGAAAUCGGGAAUUUAUGGAUCUACACACUUGCGAAAAUAUUAAGAGCAUUCGAUUGUUUUUUUUUUCGAGGAGCGAUGUGUCAAACUGUUGAAAAUACUUAUUUAAAAAAAAAAAAAAAAACGGACGCACAGAGGGGAUUGAUCGUAGAAUUCGCUUUGCUUUCGGUACAAAUAAAAUUCAUUACAUUCGUUGGAAAGUAAAACGGUAAAGUAAGACUAUUCAUAUGGCAAUCAGUAUGGCAAGAAUUUAUAUUGUUGCAUGAAGCACGGAGUGAGUGUGACUAUUUUGUUAUAUAAGAGUUUACAUUUCUUAGAAAGGAGAGUGUAAGGUGACAGUGUGUCAGUUACGGCGUAACUUUGGGGAUAUAUUCUAGAACUACGCGUCCUAUCUUAAGAUUCUACUUGCGAAAAGAGGAGUUUUAUCCUUUCAUGUCCGAAGCAAAGAAGCAUUUCCCCGCCUAUACCUAUAUGUAUAAACUCUUUAUUUAUUUAUUCCAGCACCAGAACAUAUCUUCAAAGUUCGACUCUGCAAUGGAGAUACACUCUGCGCGCACACAACGUUUAUUUUCAUAUUUAUUAUAAAAGAUCCAUAAACGUAAGGCACGUGUGGAGAAGAGCGUGUUAGUCGCGGAUUAAAUUACAUAUUUACGCGCGGUCGACCUCUGCGUUGGCUUCCAAUCGAGAUGUCGAUAGCGCGGAAUUGUUUAACAAUGCUAAAACGCGACAAGACGAAAAAGCCGCUACUAUGCUAUAUAACGAUUAACUGCCUCUCUUUAUUUACCUAUUUCCGUAGUAUCACGUCGAGACGUAAUGUAACACACAACACACACGUUGCGCAAGAAGAAAGAAGAGAGAAAAAAAAAAGAGGAAAAAGAAUACAUUUCCUUCGUCGAAUGCAUUAAAAAUGUACAAAGCGAAUAUUUCAUCGUGUGUUAAACGUAAGAUUUAGGUAUUUUUCAAAGGAAAUCUCAAACAUAUAUAGCGCAUGUACCUGGGUACCCUCUUACGACACUGCACACUCAUACAUAGUUAUAUAUAAUAUAUAUAUAUAAAUAUAUAUACACUUGGAAUAUACGCGUACGAUGCGUGCUAUUUAUCUCAAAAACGAAUGUUUUCGCAUAAAAAGCGUAUACCGAAGAUAAACGAAACGAUGUACGACUUUUUUUAAUCGUAGAUUAUUGUAAACACCGAUGUAAUCAGUCUAUGUUUAUAUACGUGUUUUAUAUUAAUGAGAAAUUUACGAUAUUCGAGAGUAAUAUAUAAGACGCCAAAGAAGAGAGGUGGAGAAGCUAAAGAAAAAGAACAAAAAAAAAAAAA
Linepithema humile (Argentine ant) is the source of this 8782-nucleotide messenger RNA. The record is from RefSeq and is a predicted model, not a curated record. Lineage: Eukaryota; Metazoa; Arthropoda; Insecta; Hymenoptera; Formicidae.